Trypanosoma brucei brucei TREU927 is the source of this 1446-nucleotide messenger RNA. RefSeq lists its product as hypothetical. Gene Ontology annotation, molecular function: phosphatase activity. The record is from RefSeq and is a predicted model, not a curated record. The transcript has a single exon. Bases 1 to 1446 code for a protein of 481 amino acids. NCBI's taxonomy places the organism in Eukaryota, Euglenozoa, Kinetoplastea, Trypanosomatida, Trypanosomatidae.
AUGUAUCAGUUUGCCUCCCUUUUCUUCUCUUUCUCUAUUUCCCUCCUCCUUUUUUUUUGCUUUUUGAAAUUGACGAAAGGGACGCUGCGUGUUGUCCCUUCGGGCUUGUGCUCGCGGUACUGUUUUGCUCGCGGGUCUGCGGGAAUUAUAAUGAAAAGUCUUCACUCGCCCCCAUUACAGGAGUCACAAUCAUCGCGUGAGAUUAUGGUCUCUCGCACACUCGACCCGGCUUUGCUGAAUGUUGUACCGCCACUGCGCUUUGCCAUCGUGGAGGAAGGAGUUUACAGGGGUGCAUACCCCACAUUGCGGAAUUUUCCGUUUCUCCGCAGUCUUGGGCUCCGCACUAUUGUGUCGUUAACUCCGGAGGAGCCUACUUAUGAUCUCUCCAGGUUUGCCGCCGCUGAAGGCAUCACCAUUCGUCAUAUACAAGUAGAACAGAAUAAGGGUGAGGCACAACUGAUGCCCACAGAUAUGAGCGAGGUUUUACAGAUGCUUGCGGAUGCGGAACAGCAUCCCUUGUACAUUCAUUGUCUUGAUGGUAGACACACAACGGGGUUGGUGGUGAUGGGACUUAGAAAGCUGCAGCACUGGAGUGUGAAUUGCAGUCACAUGGAGUAUCAAAGAUUUGCGUGGAACGUACAAGACGAGGUUGCAUUUAUUGCGGACUACAGUGGGCCUGUUGUUGUUCCAAAGGUAAUUCCCUCGUGGUUGUGGAACGGUUCGUGGUGCGAUGUAUCGGGAAGGCCGAAACGACUGCACACUGGUAUUCGCCUCAAGUUCCCCUCUGUUGCUCGCGAUGGUCUACCUUCGGUGGAGGAAUCUACAAACCCAACAAAGACAACAGAGUUGAAUGUGGCACUCCCACUGCACACGUCACCCUCCGCCGAGGGCAGGGCCACGUAUGUGAAUGUGGAAAAUGUUGAGCCGGCACGCCCUGUCUUCACUGCUGGCUUCGGAUCUUAUGGUGCCGCGUAUGCAAUUCAAAUCGAGAGGCGCCUCGCUGCGGAUGUGCGUUCCCUUUCACUCCGUGCGUCUGUAGAUACUGCCCUGAUGCCGCACCAAGGCACAAAUGAGAAGUACCCACGCUCCGGUCCCCUUCAGAACAGUGGAUCGACUGGUGUUGUGGCAGAUACAGGUUCCAGUUGCGGAAAUGUAGUGGGUGACAGUGGUUUACUGGGAUGCGGCGACACUCAACAGGUGAGUUACAUGGAGGCGGCUGAGGAAGCAAAUGGUUCCCAACAUGUGCGGCAAUGUAUACCUCAUGGUGUGUUUCACUCUUUGUCGCGUAAUUUCGGUGAAGAGAACCCUCCUGCAUUGCUUCCGAAGCAAUGUACCCGUGCGUGCUGUGCGCUUCAAUUCUUAGUCGCAGAAAGAGGGGAAGGCAUUGUGCCCGCGGGUGAGGGUGGUGGGAAUGCGAAGAAGUCAAGGCGCAGGAAUUCCGUUUGA